CUCUUCUAUAUAGGAGUGGACUUCAUGUGCACUCUCGCAAAGCAAUCAAGAAACACAUCGACACGCACUUCUCACCCAUUAAUCAACCCUGAUCUCGUAUCGCACGUUUGCGGUUCAAUAAACACAAAGCUGGCUAAUAUCACUCCCAACGAUCUGGCAGCCAAGCGCGGGCUGUUCUCACGCGAGAGUCCAAACCUGACCCACCCUCCUUGAGACGCAUGGUGAGAGCGAUGAAGAUGUUGCCAGAGUGUGACUGACUAAUUAUAGUAACCCGAAUGUCCAUUCUUGCCAAUCCUCACCCAGUUCGACAUGCCUAACCCAGUGAUUCGGUGGCUUUGCAGCCCAGGCGCCCGCACCGAGCUCCAGUUCUCCGUACCCACGCAUGUCGCACACAAUGAGAAAGUCACUCCGUUCUUGUCCGAGAAUCAGGAUACGUCUACCGAGACCCCAGAGACUUACGUUUCUCUGGUCAAGUCAAGGCGUCUCGAUCGUUGGCUGGAUCGCGUCGUGGUGAUCUCCGGCUCCGAGUUCACCUAUGUCGCCAUCCUCAUCGGUUUGCUUGUUUGGGCUUUUCUCGGCAUCCCCUUUGGCACAACCGACUCGUACAAGAUCGUGAUAUCGGAUGCGCAGGCAAUCAUCAACCUGGUCUUCGACGCCUUCUUGAUGCGCCAGCAAUUCAACCAACACGACAAUCUGCUUAUGGUCGCUGGCUCCUUGCGCUCUCGGGCCAGUAGCCAUAAACGUAUGCUCGGAUAUCUUGUUGAAAAGGGACAAUUGACUCGAGUUGAUGCUGCGCAAUUCCAAGCCCUUCCAUCGAACGAGAAGGCGGACCAACUCCCACGAGAGGACCGAUUGACAAGACUAUCCAGCGCUGCAUCCUCUUCCCUCGGUCACAUCGGUACGGCCGUAGGCUUCUGGUGUUGCAUCUUCAUCUGGCUGGGCUUCGGGCACUAUUGCGGAUGGUCGAGCACCUGGCAGCUUUACAUCAAUUCGGCGACCUCCGCGCUCAUGGUCCUUCUCUUAGCGUUCCUUGCGAACACUCACGAACGACACAGUCGCUACACUGCAGAAUGUCUAAAGUCAAUCUGGAAAGCUGACGCAGCUCUUGAGCUCCAUCUUCGAGAAUUGUCCGGCGACCGGGUCGAGAACCCGAUGAUCGUCCUACCCGAGCGAAAGCGAAGCGGCGUUCAGCGCGCGAUUGAUUACUAUGCCGACUUGGUUGGGACACUCGCCGGUGUUGUAAUCCUGGUACUCGUCAUCAUCAUCUGGAUCAUUUGCGGUCCUGCGCUGCACUUCGAUUCAAGCUGGUGGCUCCUGAUGGGCACAUAUGCUGGACUGGUUGGUCUGAACGACGGCUUUGUGCUACGAAAUAUCUUCCAGGUUCUGGGAGACUAUGAAGACGAGCAGUUCAUUGAGGUCAAUAGGGAGGAUCACAACACCCUGGCGGUCGUCGGAGUUGAGUCACUAGAUGAGGAACAAGUCACUACACAGUCGCUUUCAUACCGUAUCUCCGUCCGAGUUGGCUACUUCUGCUCCUAUCAGUGGAUGGUCGUAAGCGGAGUGGUCCUGAUCCUUGGGCUUAUCGUUGGUGCUUCGGCCAUGCGAUGGACAGAGACUGGUCAACUUCUUUGCAACAUCCCGCCCAGUGUCAUCGAGUCUUUCUUCACGUUGAUUCUCAUCACUGGUCACAAUAUCGGCGAAGCGAAGAGGCGCGUUGAUCUUCACAAUAUAAAUCUUCGCAGGCUCAAGAUGAUCUCCUAUGUUGAGCAGCAGAGCUCCAACAAAGGAGUUUUUGAGGUAGUAGAGCCUACGGCAAAGACGGAAGUCGACAGAGAUGUAAGCAUCAUGUCUUAGAGUGGGUAGAGGAAGCGCGAAGGACUAGGUCUAUCCCUGGUACGUGUCAAACAUAUGAGCUGGAAGAUGAGGCUGAUCCGGUGGUUGACGAGGAGUGUUGUUGAGUAAAGGUGGAAGAUGAUGCGGAAGGUAUUCGGGGAAACUGCAGAGUUUUCUGUUAUGGGUUGCCAAGUAAACUUUUUCGCGUUCUAUAUUACAUAUUGUUGCGGUAUCAAGGGCAAAUGUAUAUGACAACUGUGUUG
Molecule: messenger RNA, 2096 nt
Organism: Didymella exigua CBS 183.55
Lineage: Eukaryota; Fungi; Ascomycota; Dothideomycetes; Pleosporales; Didymellaceae
Product: Low affinity iron permease
Exons: 1
Coding region: 310-1854 (514 amino acids)
Biological process (GO): transmembrane transport
Source: RefSeq, a predicted model, not a curated record